This is a messenger RNA of Tripterygium wilfordii, 1404 nucleotides long. Its product is annotated as serine acetyltransferase 1, chloroplastic. The coding region runs from base 31 to 1158 and encodes 375 amino acids. Gene Ontology annotation, cellular component: cytoplasm; cytosol. NCBI's taxonomy places the organism in Eukaryota, Viridiplantae, Streptophyta, Magnoliopsida, Celastrales, Celastraceae. The transcript has a single exon. Gene Ontology annotation, molecular function: L-serine O-acetyltransferase activity. The record is from RefSeq and is a predicted model, not a curated record.
AAUUAUUACCAAACACCACCUCAUUGUCCAAUGUCCAUGACGCCUUUGGUCUUCUCUCACCUUCUAUAUAGACACUCUCCUCCUCUCUUUCUCCCCAAACUUCUCUCAUCUUCACCUAUUUUCUCUCUUCCCUCCAAUUCAAUGGCCACUUGCGUUGACACUUCAAGGACAGACACACCUCAACUUUCUCGCGAUCCCAACAGGUCCCAAAACGAUUCCUUCCACCAUUACAUGAAGUAUUGCAGAGAACCCAGUUUCCCUGACCAUGUUUCUUGCAAACCCAGUUUGAAGAAACAAACAAAUAACAUACAUACAGCCACAGUUGUUCAAGAUUUCAAGGAUGAGGAAGAAAAUAUAUGGGUCAAGAUGCAAGGAGAAGCAAAAUUAGAUCUUGAGAAAGAACCCAUUUUGUCGAGCUAUUACUAUAGUUCGAUUUUGUCUCAUCGAUCACUUGCAGGAGCCUUGGCGAAUCAUAUAUCGAUCAAGCUAAGCAAUUCUGGCCUUCCUAGUACUACUCUGUUUGAUAUUUUAUUAGGAGUUCUUGUAGAAAAUUCAGAGAUUAUUGUAGCAGUGAAGGAUGACUUAAUGGCGGUGAAAGAGAGAGACCCUGCUUGUAUAAGCUAUAUUCAUUGUUUCUUGAACUUUAAAGGGUUUCUGGCCUGUCAAGCACAUAGAAUUGCACAUAAGUUAUGGACACAAGGAAGGAAAAUCUUGGCACUUUUGAUACAAAACAGGGUAUCUGAAGUUUUCUCUGUGGAUAUCCAUCCGGGGGCGAAAAUCGGACGGGGGAUAUUGCUUGAUCAUGCAACAGGACUUGUGAUUGGAGAGACUGCUGUGAUUGGAGAUAAUGUUUCAAUUCUGCAUAAUGUGACUUUAGGAGGUACUGGUAAGAUGUCUGGGGAUAGACAUCCAAAGAUUGGAGAUGGGGUUUUGAUUGGUGCAGGUACUUGUAUUUUGGGGAAUAUUAAGAUUGGUGAUGGUGCCAAGAUUGGUGCUGGUUCAGUAGUGCUAAAGGAGGUUCCACCAAGAACUACUGCUGUAGGCAAUCCUGCUAGGCUUAUUGGAGGAAAAGAAAACCCAGUUAAAUUGGAUAAAAUUCCUAGUCUUACCAUGGACCAUACUUCACAUAUUUCGGACUGGUCUGAUUACGUUAUCUAGAGAAACCCAGGUUAUAUAUGCUUUUAUAACUUUUGUGUAAUUUAUGGAGCUUUGUGAUUGCGUUGUAAGUGAGAACUGAGGUUCUUCUAAUAAUAUGCAGUUUCUUACUUGUAUUAUCAUAUAAUAUGCAGCCCAGAGCGUCUUCUGUAAGAGUUUGGUAUAACGAUUAGACGAAGAUAAGAUUUGUACUUAGUCCGACCCCUCAUCAUCCUUAAUCUGUUGAAUUAAUUUAUGGACUUGGCAUAA